Molecule: messenger RNA, 2780 nt
Organism: Brassica napus (rape)
Lineage: Eukaryota; Viridiplantae; Streptophyta; Magnoliopsida; Brassicales; Brassicaceae
Product: formin-like protein 7
Exons: 2
Coding region: 147-2543 (798 amino acids)
Biological process (GO): actin cytoskeleton organization; actin nucleation
Molecular function (GO): actin filament binding
Source: RefSeq, a predicted model, not a curated record
UGGAAAAAGAGAAAUCAUAAAUGUGUAAAAAAUCAUGAAAAUGGUUGUCAUGUUCAUCGAACCAUUCAACACGUUCCUUCGUUGUCAAAAUCGUCAAGAACCUUGUGACUUGCUAUAAGCUGCGGUCCGGUAAAGAAGCGCCGGGGAUGUCUUUCCUUUUCCGGAAGAACGGGAGUAGUUCACGGAGGCGAAUCAAAGACAAACUAAGAGGUCGGAACUCAGAUCGCGGGAAGAGAGGAGGAGAAGAAGAAGAAGAGAGAGUCAGAUACGACUCGGUACCUGCACCGCCUUCUCCUUGGGGGUUUCUGUUCCCGGAGGAUUUCGAGCGAAUAGAUGGUAAUCUAAAGGCAGUUAUCGUAGAUGAAGAAGGAUUAGAUGUGAUUUACUGGAAGAAGCUUCUCGAGCUUGAAAGUAGCGGGAAAACUCCUAAACCUAGGAGACGAGGUAAACCAGAUGGUGGAUCUAGAAGAACUGGGGCAGAUGAAGAAGAAGAAGGAGGAGGAUCGGGCACUAAUCGGAAGGGAGAUGAAUCGAUUGAAGAGGCGUUUUCGUUUCAUGUGAAGAAGAACAAGUGUGAAAUUGAAGAUCAGAGUAAGAGUGUUGAAGGAGGAGGAGGGAGAUACUCCUACACUCCUUCUUCUUCUUCUUCUACAGGCGGAUUUAGUGAUUAUGGAAAGCAAUCUCAGUCCAAAUUUCAAGCUCCUGGCGGCGCCGGCGGUGGUGGUAGCGGUCGUUAUCCGCCACUCCCGCUUCCUCCGGGUCAAUUAGGGCUGGCUACUGCCUCGUCUUCGACUAUGCCACCGCCCCUUACAGUCAAUCACGGCUCAUUUCCCUCUUCUCCGUCGCAGAUUCCCCUUCCUCCGGGUCAAUUCCCGGCACCAAUUGGGUCUUCCUCUACAUCGCCGCUGCCUCUUACAGUCAACCCAACCGUACCACAUGUUCAAGCUAACCAACCUCCACCAUCUUCUGGGGCACCACCUCCGCCUCCACCACCUAUACCGGCUAAGAAAGCACCUCCACCUCCUCCUCCUCCCGCUAAGAAGGCACCUGGGCCCCCGCCACCGCCUCCAAUGUCCAAAACUGGGCCACCUAAACCACCAGGUAAUGGGAAAGGACCGACGAAGGCAGCUGAGAGUUCUUCUGCCUUGACCAAAGAUGAUCCAGCGCAGCCGAAGCUCAAGCCUUUACAUUGGGAUAAGGUUAAUCCUGAUGCAAGUCACUCAAUGGUUUGGCAUAGGAUCGAUGGUGGCUCUUUCAACUUUGAUGGUGACCUCAUGGAGGCUCUCUUUGGAUACGUUGGCGCUCGAAAGCCUGGUGAAGCUAACACUGUACCCCAGAAACUGACUGUGUCAACCACCCAGACUUACAUUCUUGAUCCUAGGAAAUCUCAGAACAAAGCAAUUGUGCUUAAAUCUUUGGGAAUGACCAAGGAAGAGAUCAUUGACUUGUUAACUGAAGGCCAUGAUGCUGAUACUGAUACCCUGGAGAAGCUUUCUGGAAUAGCUCCAACGCCAGAAGAACAGACAGAGAUCAUAGAGUUCAGUGGCGACCCUACGAAACUUGCUGAUGCAGAAUCUCUACUCUUUCACAUCUUACGAGCAGUUCCUUCAGCGUUUAACAGGUUCAACGUCAUGCUCUUCAAGAUCAACUACGGCUCAGAGGUUUCUCAACAGAAGGGCUCUUUACAGACACUUGAAUCUGCAUGCAACGAGUUACGUGCUCGUGGGCUUUUCAUGAAACUUCUAGAGGCAAUCUUGAAAGCAGGUAACAGAAUGAACGCUGGAACCGCUCGAGGAAAUGCUCAGGCUUUCAAUUUGACAGCUCUAAGAAAACUGUCAGAUGUGAAGAGUGUUGAUGGAAAAACUACUUUGCUUCACUUUGUUGUUGAAGAAGUUGUAAGAUCCGAGGGAAAACGAGCUGCGAUGAGUAAGAUCUCCGGUGGUGAUAUUGCAGAUGCAUCUAGAGAAGAACAAGAGAUUGAAUUCAUAAAGCUAGGUUUACCAAUUAUUGGUGGCCUUAGUUCAGAGUUCACCAAUGUGAAGAAAGCAGCAGGAAUCGACUAUGACUCUUUUCUAGCCACGACCUUGGCUUUAGGGACCCGGUUGAAAGAAACAAAAAGGCUAUUAGACCAAAGCAAAGGGAAAGAAGAUGGGUGUUUGACAAAGCUGAGAUCUUUCUUUGAAUCUGCAGAGGAAGAACUGAGAGUUAUUACAGAGGAGCAGCUCAGGAUCAUGGACUUGGUGAAGAAAACAACGAAUUAUUACCAAGCUGGUGGUGCGUUGAAAGAGAGGAACCUGUUUCAGCUGUUUGUUAUAAUCCGUGAUUUCUUAGGGAUGGUUGAUACCGCAUGUAGUGAGAUAGCAAGGAAUCAACGGAAGCAGAGACCAGCAGCAACGGUAGCAGGAGCAUCAAGUUCAACAGCAGCAACAACACCGAGCGCUGCGGCACCACAAAGAAACGCUGUUAGAUUUCCGAUUCUGCCUCCAAAUUUCAUGUCAGAGCAUUCAAGGUACAGUUCAAGCGACUCAGACUCAGAUUCUUGAUAACAAAAAGAAAGAUUCUUUGCUUUUGCUAUAUGUAUAUACAUGUUAGGGAAGCUUGUUGGUUUCAAAAAUGAAAAAGAUUCUUUGGGUUAUUUGAAAAUGGUUCUUAUGAUUUUACUUGUUGUUUUGUUGUUGAUUCUUUUUUGGAAGACGAAGAUUAGUGACAAUUGGUCUUUGUAUGUAUUUCACUUUUAAAAACUCUAUUUUUGGAGUGCAGCAAACAGCAAUGAUGACAUC